CAUUCGGUCUCUUACACUUUUUCUGUUCCAACGCAUUGUUCUCGCAUUGAAUUCAUAAUUGAAGUGCAACAGCAGUAUAUUCUUAUGUUGGUUUGCAAGCAGUAUGUGACCUUAUUUUAAGAUUGUUCCUCAGUUGUCCGUUGAAAAUAAUUCCGAUUUGUAGUGAACUGAAAGAUAUAUUAAAGUGAUAUUUGUAAUCGCUAAACGAAAAGUUUGCGAAUAACAUGUGAUACUACGGACAUUCUGUAUGAUUUUAGUUUUUCUUGUAGGAGAAACAAGAACUUAGUACUUUCAUAUGUUGAUGUGUUUUUCCUUUUCGAGCGACCGUAGUCACGAUUUCUGUGUCCAAGUUUUGUAACAUCGAUUUACGGAAUUUAAUCAUGAUUAAAAAAUGUCAAUUAUAAUAGCGAUUGUAUUUAUGGGAUUUUUCGAAGCUGGUCGAUCGCAGUAUCUCACCAAUACUGUCCACAAGACCCCCGCAGCAGCGGAGAAGAUUAAUAACCUCUGGUGUUACUCCUGCAAUGCAACCGAGGAUGGUGAAGCGUGCAUCGAAUUAUCCGGAAAUAAUUCUUCCUUUAUAAAGAAGUGCUUUGCAGACGAAUUCAUCUGUAUGGUCAAACAGUUUUCGUAUACAACCCACACCAGCAACUCGAAUGUGUCAGAACCGAAGCUAUGGUCAUUGGAAAGAAAAUGCAUCAACACCUGCGAGCCGGGAUGCAUAAUUAUAGGCGAAAGAACCAAACUGUACGCGUGCACCAGUUGUUGUACAGACUCCCUAUGCAACACCGGCAAGGCUGGCUCCACGAUAGCCUUCGCAAAGUCAUCCCAUCACUGGCUAAUAGCAAUGGCUAAUAUACUGCUGGUAGUUUGUAUCAAACUACAGUUUUCCCCCCACUGUUUUCCCAGAUAGAAAGGUAUGUUAAGCCAAUGUAAUUUCGUUGCCAAAUAUUGUGUAGAUACAUGACCUUAGAAUAUUACUGGAACCAACUAAAAGAUGCACAUAUAUUAACGUAAAAGAACUAUUCAACAAAUUUCUGCACAAUUGAAUUCUUGAACUUGAAUAGAUAACAAGACCUGAACUUAGAACUCGUUCUUAAAACUACAAUCUCAGUCCAUUCGAUGAUACAAUUGAUAAAAUUAUGUACGCUCUCCGCAUUGUUAUUCUCGGUAAAACAUUAAAUUAAUUUUAAGCACUUGGAAACCAACAGAAGAAUAACUUCAUAUGUUUGUGCUUAGAUGAGCAUAUGCAAACAUAAUAAUUGAAAUAAUAAAUCAAGGGCCAAAUAUAAUGUAAGAGUUGAAAACAAUGACGAUUGGUAACGAGUCAAAUGGCGAUUCAUUUUACAAUUAGGAUAAAUAUAAUUGAUAGCCGAAAAUAAAUCGAUUGUGAAUGCUACAGAA
This is a messenger RNA of Malaya genurostris, 1401 nucleotides long. RefSeq lists its product as uncharacterized. Bases 392 to 910 code for a protein of 172 amino acids. The transcript is spliced from 3 exons. NCBI's taxonomy places the organism in Eukaryota, Metazoa, Arthropoda, Insecta, Diptera, Culicidae. The record is from RefSeq and is a predicted model, not a curated record.